This is a messenger RNA of Seriola aureovittata, 6125 nucleotides long. RefSeq names its product prostaglandin F2 receptor inhibitor b (gene ptgfrnb). The record is from RefSeq and is a predicted model, not a curated record. Lineage: Eukaryota; Metazoa; Chordata; Actinopteri; Carangiformes; Carangidae. The coding region runs from base 314 to 2989 and encodes 891 amino acids. The transcript is spliced from 15 exons.
CCCUCUCCCUCUCUAUCCGUUUCGCCCCCCAUUCCCAUACACUCAUUAAACCGGCUCAGUGUCAGUGUGUGGACCAUGCAAACGACCCCGUCGGGAUUCGGACUCGGUUUUACAGGAUUAGGAACCAAGGUGUGCGUCCGUUUGGCUUUGUGGCUCCGCCCGGUGUGCGGUGCGGACUGAUUGCACACAUCUGAGAGUUUUAUUGGCUUGCCCGACAGCGGCGGGAGAGGACUGGUCUAUACCCCACACAUAGGACAAAGGGAACCAGGGGACAUUAAAGGAAAAAAAAAGAUAAGAUUGGAAGAAGAGUGGGAUGAAAAUGGAUAAAUGGCUCCUCACACUCGUCUUUGGGCUUUUAACGCUUGGUGGGUGCUCGGCUCGAGUGGUGACGGUGUCUCCUGGUCCGUUAAUCCGGGUGGAGGGUCAGCCGGUCUCCAUCAGAUGUGAUGUCAGGGACUAUUCGGGACCUCGUGAGCAGGAUUUCGAGUGGAUGACGUCCAGGGAGGCAGGCGGGACGAGGACGAAGAUAAUCUCCACCUUCGACGCCAGCUACUCCAGCCCGUCGAUCAGCAAGCGCGUUGCGUCUGGCGACAUCUCGGUGGUGCGGCUCAAAGACAACGAGGUGGAGCUGAAGAUCGCUGAGGUGAAGUCGCAGGACGCCGGGCUGUACUGGUGUCAAACGCCCAGCACCGACUCAGUCAUCAGUGGCAACUAUGAGGCUCAGGUCCAACUAAUUGUUAUUCCCAACACCCUCAGCGUUUCACCGCAGACCCCUCCCCAAGAAGUCCCAGAAGGAAGUGAGAUCACACUUUCUUGCAACGUCACCCGGGCCCUCACCCACCCCACCUACCUGUCCGUCAGCUGGUCGCUGAAGAACGGAGCAACCACAGAGGAGAUCUUGACAUUUGGCCCGCAGGGAGAUGUGGUCACGGGGGCAAAGUUUGCCCGGCGCUACGCCGACGGAGGCAUCCGGUUGGUCCCCGGCAGGAAUGGAGUGUUUGAACUGGUGAUAUCCAGGGUGACGACGUCUGAUGGCGGGACUUACGAGUGCAAUGGAACAGAGUGGACACAUGAAAAUGGAGGGAAAUGGAUAAAAAUCGUAGAGAAUGCCAAAGAGAUGGGAACUGUUAAAGUUAUUCCUACAGGUCAGUCCCUCAGUGUGAAGGCUUCAUCCUCCUCCUCUCCCUCCUCCACGUCUCAGCUCCUCUCCCCCGGCGACACGCUGACCCUCCUCUGCUCCGUCACCGCCGACAACCUGCAGGCCCUCGCUUUGGAAGUGACCUGGCUGACCGGCGACCGCGACAUCGUCACCAUGGAGCGCAGCGGGGUGGUGAUCUCGAACACGUCCUCAAGCGGCGCGCAGGGAAAGCGAGGGGAGGCAAGCCUGGAGCGCACGGGAGCCGGGGAGUACAGGCUGGGGGUGAAGGGGGUGAGCGCGGAGGACGGAGGGGAGUACACCUGCCGUGUCCGAGCCUUCAUCGACAAAGGAGGGAGGAGUGAGGGAGGAGGACGGCGGUGGCACAUGGCGUCCGAGAAGAAGUCCAGCCCCGUGACCGUUAAAGUGUCUCAGAUCAAGCCGAGCUAUACAGUGAAGCUGGAACCCAUCCUGAACCCGCAGAUGACAGCUGAACCCACAGAACUGGCGUGCCACGUGACCAACAUCACCCAUUUACCCCUAGGCGGCCGACUGGGUGUCACCUGGGAGCACACCACACUCCCUGGUAUAGGUGAUGAUCCUCAGACCUCACAUCGCAUUGGCUCCCUGGACGGCGAUGGCAACCUGUUGCCGGGGUCGAUGUACUCAGACCGGCUGAAGAGCGGUGCGAUGUCUCUGACCAGAGUCCAGCCCAACACGUUCAAGCUGCGGAUCCUCCGCACACAGGAGAUCGACAUGGGCCAGUAUGUUUGCACUGUGUCUGCGUGGAGCGUCAGCAGCCAGGGUGACAUGGUGGAGACAACUGAGUACAAUAGCUCACAAACGACCGUACGAUGGGAUACCAAACGUCCGACUCUAAACGUCGUGGCCAAACGUAUCCGUGAAGCCUCAGUGGGCGGGGCUACCUUUGAGAUGAGCUGCACCGUGACCACUGAGAACCUUGGGGAGGCGGGCUACUCUGUGCUCAUCCAAUCGCAGGAGAGCCUGGAGAGCAACGUGAGGACCAUCAUGACUCUCAGCCCCGACAACGUCCUGCAGCACGGAGGAGCCACAGACCCAAACAGGAGAGACAGUCUGGUUCUGACAAAGUCCGGUCCAGCAGAGUUUCGGUUUCGUCUGGCCGGCGUCCAGUUGUCCGACAGAGGUUACUACUGGUGCGACAUCACCGCGUGGACGAAACAGCAGCCAGGACAAGCCUGGACCAAAGCCACAAGCGCUGAGUCUAACAAAGUCAGGAUCGGCUUUCAAGAAAAUGGCCCAUCCUUCUCCAUUGCCAUCCAAUCAGACGACACCAGUGUUUAUCCGUCGAAAACAGCCAAGAUGGAGUGUUCGCUCAGCGUCUCUGGAUCCUCGCCUAAGACUGAUGACCUGGCGUACGAGGUGCGUUGGUUUUUCACCAGGCUGCGCGGCGGACAGACGACGACCCAGGUGGCCAGCGUCGAUCGCUUUGGCAUCGUGAAGGCAGAGAUCCGCAACUCAUCCAGCGAAAUCUCAAUAGAGCGCAUUGACACACACACCUACCUGAUGAACAUUUUUGGCACUCAGGACGGUGACAGCGGGGAGUAUUACUGCGUGGCCACUCCCUGGUACCUGUCGGCCUCGACGGGAGCCUGGACUCAAGCCGGAGAGCUGACGUCGUCUCGGAUCUUUCUCACUGUCCAGUUUGCUGUGUGGGACUCCCUACAGUUACCUCUCCUAUAUGGUGCAGCAGCUUCACUAGGUGUGGGCCUCUUCUCUCUGGUCCUGGGUCUGGUUUGCGCCCAGUGCUGCUGCCGCAACACCACACACACUCCACGCUCGCGCAACAAACUGAUGGACCUGGAGAUGGACUGACAAACACUUUCCCCCGCACCCACACACUGCAGCGCUCACAGGAAACACCACACACACAACAGACACACACCCGUGGACGAUUUCUGGGACACCCAGCUGUUUCCUGGCGAAGGACGUUGGGAGUAAAAUGACAAGCCGCUCUGGAAACAGAAACCUGACUGAGGUGCUCAGGAUCUUUCAGCUCUGCAGUGGAGGAGCAGGGGACAGUUUUUUGUUUUUUGGGGGGGUUUUUUGGUUUUUACACGCACCAAUGGGGAAAUAGCCUUUGAGACUUCUGUUUCUGUGAAGACCCAGUGAAAUCUCUGGUGCUUCCAGUGAUUUUAACACUGACAUAUUCGUUCCCCGUUUAAGACCAUAGCACUCCAGGAAACUCUGAAGAAUCUGGAGUUUAAUUAUUGAGGAACAGGAGACUUCUGAAACACCACUGCCAUUUGGGAAUAAAGGACCACUAUACACAUCUGCUGCUUCUAGGGAUAACAAAUGAAGCACUCAGGCUGGACUACAUGCUUUUUUUUUUUUUUUGCUUUUUUCCCUUUUUUGCUUUCUCCUGAUGCCAUGGCUUCCUGCAAAGUACAACCACUUCGUGUCUAAGAGUAACGACACACCGGCAUACCCUGUUGAAUUCUCUCUUAUGAGGAAGCACCGAAAACUCAAGGGGUGUUUGAUUGAACAUUGUAUCUGCACAGGGUUACUAACACCCUUGACAUGUCCCUGUGAGGUCACAUGGCUGGAGGUAUUUUGCAUUGGCGGAGGCUGAUGGUUUAGGCAGCCUGAGCCUUAUUUGAGUCAUGGAAAAAGUCGUGGUUUGAACAUCAUGUUCAUUUGGGCAGCAGAAGUCUUAGAAAACGGAAGUGCGCCACGUGCUUUCCACACGACCGGUAUUGCACUAGAACUACCAUCCCAGAGUAUUCCUACCUUAACAAAAGGACAAUAUAAACCUUUAUUCUCAACUCUAGUUUUUUGAAAAUUAAGAGAUUUUAAAAUGAGAGACAUUUUUAAGCUUUACAAGGAGAUAUGCAGUUAGUGUGUUUGUGUGUGAGAUAUACUGUACGUGGUGCCAAUAUUUGAACUAACAGAGGUGUGCUUGGUUCAUUUUGCCAGAUCAACACUUGAACAGCCGCUAAACGUGGUGACAACAAGCACUCUUCUUUUAUAGAUAUUCAGAAAUGUAUCCAGCUGUUAUUUUUUGCCUGAGUCUCGUGUGUGUUUCGUACACCGUGUGAACGCUGUGCUACAGUGCGUGAGACAAAGAGUUGCAUGUACCGUUUUAUAAUGACAGACUGGUGUCCUUCACGAGCAACAAAAGCCUCUUCCAGGGUUUCAUUUUGGUGGCAUCAAAGUCUCCUACAUCCAGAUGUUUGAACCUAGCCGUCACUCCACUGAUCCAGACUCUCGUGUUCUCACACUGUGAGCGACAUGACUGCUCGGGUGCUGCAAGAAACAUCGGUGACUUCCACGGUGUGAAACUGCAAAGAUUUGAACAUGAAAAUCAUGCACGUUUCUUCGCUUCAGUUUCGCUUUUUAAAGGAUCAGUUCAGCGUUUUGAGAAAGACGCUUCUUUUCUGAAGACUUGCACAACUGCAGUUUGGAAUCGAUCGGGUCAUUAGCUUAGCUUAGCAUACAGUCUGGAAACAGGAGGAAAUGGCUAAUCUUGCUUUGCCCAAAGUGGAAAAAAGUGCAUAUUAACACCAUUAAAUUUGCAUAACUAAUAUAACUAUUUCUUGGAUAGAUGGAUAAACUGUUGUUUUUCAAGAAAUAGUUGUAGCACAAAACUGUCAUUUUUACAUUUCUGUUCAUGUACAUGCUCUUCCAGUCAUUGUUGGCAGACAUACUAAAUUUUUCACUUUUGUUUUAGCUAGGUUAGCAGUCCCCCCCUGUUUCCAGUCUAUGUGCUAAACUAAGCUAAGCUACAUCCCAGACCUAAUUCUGGCAAACAAGCACAUUAUUCAAAACGUCCGACUGUUCCUUUAAUGUCGCUAACUAGAAGAGUAAACAAACCUUUCAGUAAAGUGGUUUCAGAGAUUUCAACUCCGACGACGGUUGCACCCCUUUUGCAAAUAAUUCUAGAUGUUUUGUCUCUACUCUUUUUGUUUUUCUUUUCUUUUUUUUUUAGGAAAGUUGUAGAAAACUGGUAAGUUUACUGUGCACUUAACAGGUUAAACUGAAAACUGUAUCUAUUCAGAAGCAAGAGAAAUCUGCAAUAACCAGCUGAUGAAGAAAAGUCAGCUGUGCCCGACUUGUAUCAGCUGACAUCUGUUGAGUCUCUGUGGUGUUUUUAUAGCAAAUGAAUGAACUUGUGGUGGCUCGUGUAUCGCGUUGACUGCUGUGUGAACGCACACUCACACUUCCAGCAACAACACACACAAAGUGAGAACGUUUCGAUCCAAACUCAGCAGGAUCCAAUCAGACCUGUUAGGUUUGUAAUAAGCCAGGCUGACUGGGCUCGGGCAGGGCUUUGUUUGAUGUGUUUUUGAAUAGUUUUAAAAAGUAUUUUAAGCAACUAUCAGAGCUUUUUGAGCAAUAUCAGGCUAUAUAGUCAAACUUUUUUUCUUCCUUUCAAAGCAAAAUUUGGUCUGAAUUAGUCAAACUAAGAAAUCUGAAAUCUUCUUGAUACCAGAAUGAUCAUCUAUCAGUGCUGCUGUUCUCAAAACAUUUCUACAUCCACACUUGGAUGUUCACCUCCAUAUCAGAGCGUGCUCCUCUAACUAUUUUGUAAAGUUUGGGAAAUAAUGAUUACAAUAUGUGUUUCUUGGCUUGAUUGAUGGUGACAGUCACUUCAGAAACCUCCAGUAGGUCUCCAUAAACCCACUCCACAGGUGUGUGUGUCUCGAUGAUAGUGCUGUUGCAGUAUUCAAAGUAUGUUUUACCAUUAACACACAUACAGACACUUUCUCAUACACACACACACACACACACACACACACACACACACGUACAUAUUCACAGUACUUGAGCACACUGGUGAAUAAUAGGGCUUUGUGCCAAAUGCUCUUAACUACACAGACACAAAAUAGCAUCGAUACACACCGCUGAACAUGUCAUCGCAAGGCUUCCCCAGUGUCUUUAUUUUAUCAUUUUAUUGCAAUGACUAUGAUGAAUCAUGAUGUUUUUUAAAUAAAUAGAUUUGUAAGAUGUA